Messenger RNA from Carassius gibelio (silver crucian carp), 7037 nucleotides. Its product is annotated as zinc finger protein OZF. Lineage: Eukaryota; Metazoa; Chordata; Actinopteri; Cypriniformes; Cyprinidae. The record is from RefSeq and is a predicted model, not a curated record. The transcript is spliced from 2 exons. Bases 468 to 2168 code for a protein of 566 amino acids.
AUUAAGGGAGGAAAGUAGAAAGUUUGAUCAGGAAGAAUUAAGUUAAAAGAAUGUGUUUGAUAUUGAAGUAGGGAAGUUAUUCUGUUAUUUGAAAGAAACUGGAUUGAUAAAUAGAAUUUAGGGGCAGGAAAUAUUUUAUUAUUUUUAUUAGGACUAUUAUUAGAUGUAUUUAUUUUUUACUCAAGGGAAGGAAAACUCUGGCCCACACUCCAACAUUAGGUGGCGGUAAUGCACCAUAAUGCUGUUUGCCACCCGCCAUUAAACGAAACAAAGAAGAAGAUGAAGUUCAGUUUCAUCGCGCUUUCUGUUGUUAUGUCAGUGUGUCAUGUUUCUAAAAAAAUACAGGUUUUGAAUUAGUUUAGUAAAUACCUGUAAUAUUCUCUUCUUCAUAUUCGUGACUGAGUCUUGAAGCGAGCAGGAAUAUCUGGAGGAGUUUAUCAUCUGAACUGAGAUCUGCUGCUGUGAAGAUGGAGUUUGUGAAAGAGGAGAAAGAAGAGAACACGAGUGAACCAGAAACCUUCACAAUAAAACAAGAGGAACCAGAAACCUGGAGAAUAAAACACGAGGAACCAGAAACCUGCACAAUAAAACAGGAGGAAGCAGAAACCUGGAGAAUAAAACACAAAGAACCAUAUAUAAAACACGAGGAACAAGGAGAGUUCAUUGAAGAAAAAGAGGAAAAGGAAGAAUCAAGUGAAGUUGAGGAGAAAAAUCCUGUCAAAACCGGUGGAAAACCUUUGAUUUGCUCUCAAACUAAACUGAAAGAUUUAAAGAAAAGAAGAGUUAAGAAAUCUUUCACCUGCAAUCAGUGUGGAAAGAGUUUAACAUGUAAAUCAAAUCUCAAGUGUCACAUGACAGUUCAUACUGGAGAGAAACCAUUCACUUGCAAUCAAUGUGGAAAGAGUUUCACAUGUAAAUCAAAUCUCAAGUGUCACAUGAGAGUUCAUACUGGAGAGAAACCAUUCACUUGCGAUCAGUGUGGAAAGAGUUUCACAUGUAAAUCUAAUCUCAAGUAUCACAUGAGAGUUCAUACUGGAGAGAAACCAUUCACUUGCGAUCAAUGCGGGAAGAGUUUCACACAAUCAUCAAACCUUAAGGAUCACAUGAACAUCCACACUGGAGAGAAGCAGUACGCAUGUGAUCAGUGCGGUAAAAUGUUUUUAUGGGCUUCACUUCUGAAGAAACACUUGAAUGUUCAUGCAAAGGAGAAACCACAUUCAUGUAAUUUGUGUGGUAAGAGUUUUUUGCAUCUACAAAGUUUGAAAAUGCAUCAGAAAAUACAUACUGGUGUGAGAGAGUACAUGUGCUUUGGGUGUGAAAAGACUUUUAGUUCAGUGAGCAGUUUAAAACUACAUGAGUGGAUUCACACUGGAGAGAAACCUUACAAGUGUUCACAUUGUGACAAGAGAUUUAGUCAGUCAGAAAAUAUGAAAUCACAUGAGAGGAUCCACACUGGAGAGAAACCUUACAAGUGUUCACACUGUGACAAGAGAUUCAAUCAGUCAGUAGGUCUGAAAAGACAUGAGGUGAUCCACACUGGAGAGAAACCUUAUAAGUGUUCACACUGUGACAAGAGAUUCAGUAACUCAUCAAAUCUGAAAACACAUGAGAGGAUUCACACUGGAGAGAAACCUUAUAAGUGUUCUCACUGUGACAAGAGAUUCAGUGGUUCAUCAAAUCUGAAAAUACAUGAGAGGAUCCACACUGGAGAGAAACCUUACAAGUGUUCACACUGUGACAAGAGAUUCAGUCAGUCAAUAGAGUUGAAAAGACAUGAGGUGAUCCACACUGGAGAGAAACCUUAUAAGUGUUCUCACUGUGACAAGAGAUUCAGUGGUUCAUCAAAUCUGAAAACACAUGAGAAGAUCCACACUGGAGAGAAACCUUACAAGUGUUCACACUGUGACAAGAGAUUCAAUAAUAUAUCAAAUCUGAAAACACACGAGAGGCUUCACACUGGAGUGAAACCUUAUAAGUGUUCACACUGUGACAAGAGAUUCAAUAAUAUAUCAAAUCUGAAAACACACGAGAAGAUCCACACUGGAGAGAAACCUUACAAGUGUUCACACUGUGACAAGAGUUUCAAUAAUAUAUCAAAUCUGAAAACACACGAGAAGAUCCACACUGGAGAGAAAGCACAUAAAAAGCACAAAAACCAAUCCCAGUAAGGCCCCUAACACGCGGAAAUACAUUUAGCUUUAUAUGUAAAUAUUUUGUAUGGUAUAUGUGUUUCGUCCAGACGGAUCCGGCUUUCAGGGCAGUGAAAACGCUAUUAUUUUUAAAACCAGGUCCCAGUGGACAAGUCUGAAAAUGACACCUUUGGGGUUUUGUGUACUGCCAAUCCAUAUAUUUUGUAAAACACUGAUAUCUUCACCCCACGUCUUGACCAUAGUCAAACACCCCUACGUCAUGUAACACCAACAACAAUGGAGGACUACAUGUUUGUGUUCAUGCUACAGAAGCUACUGAGUCUGUGAGCUUGACUAAACUUAGUAGUGGAGCAGCACGAUAUUGGAAAACAACUCACAUUGUGAUAAUUUUUCCCAGCGAUGUAUAUUGCGAUAUGGAAAAGAAAAAAAAAUCACCAGAUGACUUGAACAGCUCUAUUUGGAAAGAAAGAAAGAAAAAUCAAUGACUGGGGUAAUUUUGUAAGUGAAUAAAUUAAGUAAGAAAAAAGCAAAUUACAAUAAUUGAUAGAUAAAAUAGAAAAAGUGCUUUAUAUUCUUCAGCUAAGUCAAACUGUUAACUGUCUGUUACAGUUAAGUCUAAUACGUUACUGCUGCAUUACAUUGCUGACAGAAUGCAGUGUUUAUAAUCUAGAUAUUGUAAAGAGGAUGUAGCACACGCACUGUCAAGUCAAGUGCCAGUGGAUUACAGACCUGCUCCCGCGAGAUCUAACGCAACAGAGAGCGGCACGGGACAAGACUCGUGUGUGUGUGUGUGUGUGUGUGUGUGUGUGUGCAGGGCAGUGGAAAAUAAAAUGAUAUAUUGGACUCCCAAAAAGUAGAAAUAUCUAAACAUAAAAUAUCUAAAACAAAUAAAUAGUUAUUCAUCUAUUGCUCAAAAGCAAAAUUAACUCAUAUAAAAUAUACAUGAUAAACAGGUGCAAGCGUAUGCAGAGCUUAUAUUUAGGCUAUAACAGGGAUUGAUGCGAGAUACUGAUCCAAAAGCACACCUUGUGUUAAAAAAAAGUUUUCUUCCUUUAAUAUUCCUCUAAUAAAGCGAGUUUUUCAUUAUGGUUGUUGUUUUCAUUUAAAAUAAGACACUAUUACCUUAUUUAUUUUACCUUAUUUAUUUUGGUUACAAUAUAAUUUUAUUUAUUAAUUUUGUUAAUAAAAGUAAAAUGCCAAUGGGAAUUUGUACCACUGUACUAUUUUAUUGCUUAUGUGUUUUAAUUAUUGGGCUAACAAUGAACCACAAACUAUAAUUUUAAAGAAAGGUGAAAUCCAAAGUCUUUUAAAUUUUUUUGUGUUACAAUGUGGAUAAAACAUAUUUUCCUUAUUCAUUUUGUCAAUAAAAAUUCAAAGUGUAAAAGAAUUUGUCAUCCCACUGUUUUAGCCUGUUUCGUUAUUAAUAAUAAUAGGCUAAUAAUGAGACACAAACUAAGCAUUCGUUUGAAUUAAUGCUGGGCGGUAUACCGGUUCAAAACCGGUGUAUAUUUUCGUUUAGAAAAUAAAUUUUUAAUAUACCACCAUACUGAUGUGUUUAAUUACUCAACUUUCGGAAUGAAGGUAAUGCUGCGCCGCGGCCGUGCAACACUGUUUAAGACGGACCCUUUACAAUGUUGCACUUCUAAGCAGCAACUGCAAGGAGUGGUGAGGGUAAACUCAGCAGUUCUCUGGUGUUACGUUACGCCUGUUUCACACACAGUCCGUCUGCAGUGCGGUGUUGUGGUCUGUCAGUGCAUUCCAGGAGCGGUGCGUCUGCAGCAGUGCAGCGAUUGUUAACGUACUGAGUCUAUUUUUGCUGUGCUGCACGUGCUGAAUUAAAGUGAAAGCGAAUUGUUCGCGGGAAAAAUGAACAUGGAUUGACAUGGAAAGUUAUUUCACAAUAAAUGUACACUAAUUAAAGCCUACUGUGUUUCACACGCAACAUGGGUUUUUGGCUAGGUUUGAAACCAGAAAAAGAAAACUUUAGAUAAACAAGGAAAACAAUAUAUAUAUAUAUGUUCACUUUUAUGGAAGCGGAAAAACAAAGUUCAUUAAGACCCGUGGGAUUGCUUGUGAUAAAGAUUUAAAUGCAUUUUUUUUUUUACAUGAUAUGAAAUCAAAACUGAACAAAUGUUGUGUUUAUGGACUAAACAGCCGUGGAUCAGUAGCGGACUGCAAACGAGUCCUGUGUGAAAGCACAAUGAGUGUGCUUCGGACUGCAUAUGCAUUGCAGGGGGAGUAUGUGUAAAACAGGCGUUACAGCCAAAAAGAGGAGCAGGGUCUGUUGUUUGGAGGUUUUUAGGUUUCCAAAAAUCCAACGUCGACCAAACAACCAGUGCUGUCUGGCUAAAAUUUUCGCCAAAGGCGGCAACACAAGCAAAUUGCUCCAGCAAGCACGUCUUGGAAUAUCAACCAGUAGAAAAUCCAUUGUACACCUGAUUAUGCGUGACUGUGACUGUGAGUGACUGUGACGGGGCGGAACCAAAAAUGAGGAAGAUUAGUUCCGCCCGGACCAUAUAUCGCAAACACCGCCACUUCCGGAAAUGCCGGCGAACCCAAAUCGGCGUGUUAUUGGGAACGGGUGUCUUGUUGAGCGUGGCGAUCACUGAUUGGGCAAUUCGGUGAAGAGGAGACACAUAAAUAGGGCAUUAGAAACACAGGAAGUGGUUGGUGAUUCCCAGUAGUUAUUGUGGGUGCAACGGAGCGGAGGAGAGAGUUGGAGAGAGAGUGUAUGGUGUACUGUGGAGCUUGGGCAAAGAGAGAUACACACACAGGGCUGAGUAUACGAAUAUCUUUAUUGGAGCAUUGUGUUCAGAUGCAUUGCGUGAUGUGAAGUUAACACACAUUGAAGAUCUGCUAGGAUUGCAGGAAGGAGAUCGUGCUGCCGGUUGUGUCGGAUGUCGGUUAUCUGGAAGAGAAGUGGAAAGAUCCAGUGUUAAUGAAAGUGUGAGUACACUGAAAUAUUCAAUUAAGUCAACAGUUAUUUUGCAAGUGUGGAAUAUCCAUAUACCUCUUGUGAGUUGUGACCAGUGUGAGCAGCCCCACCGUAAUAGGAUUAGUGGGUGAGCCGAAACCAGUGAAAAAGGAGUCUGGUGCCUUGUCGUGGCUGUGACAUUUCCUCUGGCCGUCUGCUGCAUCGGUGCCCCCAACGUCCAGGAACUAAUCCCCUGUCCUAUGUGGUUUUGACCCUAAUUCACUGUGAGUGUGUGGAGUGCAGUGGGUGAGUCAUUUUCUUUGCUGCGUGUACACUUGAAGUCUGCAGUGUCGUGCUGUGUCAUGUCAUCAGUAAUCACCCUCUAGGCUGGGAGAGAAAACCCUGUGGAGAAGAACGUGCACCGGUGUUGUGAGACGACCGUCUUUUAUAUACAUGCCCGCUCGUGGCUUUGGACCCCUACUCUGCCGAAUGGUGAAGUGUCUACAAUAGCAACUAAGGAACAGUGUGCAUAUUGUGGGGGACGACGACUGAGAGAAGUGUUGGCUGCUAUAUGAACAUCCAGCUGUGUAGCCCUUGUGUAUGAAUACCUGUUUGUGGAGUGCUUUCAGAGGUUCGCCCCUGUCUAGAUCUCUGGUCCGUUGUCUGGAAGAGAGGAGAGGGAAGCGUACGAGUCAUUCCUGAGGUACAUACCCGGUGGCACAAACCUACCUGAAGUCACCCAGCGUGGUGGCCCCAGCUGAGGCCGUGGAAGGCCCAACGUGCAGCAACUUCAAUCUGUACUUCUAUCCACUCUUGGUCAAAUACGAGAGGUGGUGUGUCUUUCUCCAUAUAUUCACUGAAGCUAAGUAAAUUUGUGAAGGAACUCUGUCUGUUACCAGUCCUACAGGUCUGAGCUUGAGGCUCUGAGUCGUCGUGGGAGUGUUUCCACGGUUGGAGGUGACCGUGUUGAGUGUUGGUCUGGGAAGUCUGCCCCGGUGAAGAAGACCACAGUUGUCGUGACAUAUAGACCUUCUCUAGACUCCCGAGCUGAAAAGGGCUAAAGCCUGAUGUCCACCGCUUCGAGGGUCUGUGAGUUGUAUCCAUUCAGUAUUGUAAUUGUAUACCCACCUGCAUGCCCAGAGCAAUGCUCCAGUUGCCCCUGUAUGCCCAUCUGUACGCCUCAAGCUAAGAGCCAGCGUAUUGCCCUUGUAUACUUACCUGUAUGCCCAAAGUCAAACUCCAAUUGCCCUUUGUAUACUCUUCUGUACGCCCACAGCUAAGAGCCAGCAUAUUGCCCUUGUAUACUCAUCUGUACACCCAAAGCUAAGAGCCAGCAUAUUGUCCUUGUAUACUUACUUGUAUGCCCAGAGUCAAGCUCUAGUUGCCCUUGUAUACUCACCUGUACGUCCAAAGUAAAGACCCAGUUGUCCUUCUGCAUGCUUACCUGUUUGCCCCGAGUGAAAUACCAGUGCAUCGCCCUUGCAUACUCACCCACAAACUCCAUCCGUAGGGUUUACCUGGACGAAAAUCGAAGUUAAGGAUUGUGUAUCUUUCUUGCAUACUUACCUAUACACCGAAGGCCAAGACCCCAAUAUAUUCACCUGCAUACUUAACUGUGGACCUUUUAGGCGUUUCCAACCGCGGACCCAGAAUCUCGUGGCGAACGGCGUCAGGUACACAUCCCACCCAAUUCAUCAGAAUUACUUACCUUCUCUACUCUGCGUGCAGGGACUGGAAGGGCCCCACCGACGGUUCUCCUGGAGGAGAAACACAAAGGCACUACUGAGAAAAACCCUGUUGAGUCACGUGAAGGAAAGGACACAAAUUACCUACAGGCUUACCUGAGAGUCUCCGAGACAGAGUCAGAAGCGACUCGGACCUAUACUCUCUGGCCCCGAGAGUGGAUUUUAGAUUCCCUUUUCCCUUCCCUUCACACCUUUUAAAUAAUUUAAAUAAAGUUUGUUUUAAUUAUA